This is a messenger RNA of Electrophorus electricus (electric eel), 720 nucleotides long. It is a transcript of the gene ndufb5, whose product is annotated as NADH:ubiquinone oxidoreductase subunit B5. Lineage: Eukaryota; Metazoa; Chordata; Actinopteri; Gymnotiformes; Gymnotidae. Gene Ontology annotation, cellular component: respiratory chain complex I. The record is from RefSeq and is a predicted model, not a curated record.
CUUGGUAAUGCAUUACCCAAACAGACAUGGUGGCCAUGAGUGUGUUACGGACGGCGGUGGCCGUCGCAGCUAGAUUAAACCCUUUGAAACGGGCAAAUCACUCGUUGGGUCUACUUUCCAGGGCAGUGGUUUGCUCUGAACAAGUUGCUGUGCGUUAUGGAAGUCACGGGAAGAGGAUGUUUGUCAUCAAACCUACCAAGUUCUAUGACAAAAGAUUUUUACAUUUACUGAAAUUUUACAUACUACUUACUGGGAUCCCCACUGCAGCAUUUGUCACCUUUGUGAAUGUUUUCAUUGGGGAAGCUGAGUUGGCUGAAAUUCCUGAGGGCUAUGAACCAGAGUACUGGGAGUACUACAAGCAUCCCAUUACUAGAUGGAUUUCCCGAAAUAUCUAUGACAACCCAGUGAAAGACUAUGAGAAGGUGAUGGCACUUAUUCACAUUGAGGCUGAGAAGGCUGAAAUGAGACUAAGAGAACUGGAGGUUAGGAGACAAAUGAGAAGCAAAGGAGAUGGCCCAUGGUUCAUUGUUGAGACGCUUGACAAGAAUUUGAUUGACCAGUCCCAUAAAUCAACACCUGAUGAUUAACUGUGGUUGAUCACCUGGUACCCAUCUCAUGGAAGCAGUCAGAAUUAUACAAUGUAUAAUUUAUGUUGAUAUUUGUGCAGAUAUAUUUGUGUUCUUUUUGACUUUGACACCAAUAAAGUGUAAUAGCCCUAAA